Molecule: messenger RNA, 195 nt
Organism: Cryptococcus amylolentus CBS 6039
Lineage: Eukaryota; Fungi; Basidiomycota; Tremellomycetes; Tremellales; Cryptococcaceae
Exons: 4
Coding region: 1-195 (64 amino acids)
Source: RefSeq, a predicted model, not a curated record
AUGCCCCCCUCCAUCGCAGACAUCGCACAGCGCUCAGUCGCACUCACCUCCGUCGCCCUCUGUGUCCUCGGCGUCGGCCUCACAGCGCAUGGUAUUGGAUACAGAGCACUCAGAGCACGAGGCUAUGUGGGAGGUCCUGACGAACCAAAGGCUAUCGAUCCACCAUCCGGCUCCCCUUCAGCACCUCCAUCAUAA